This is a messenger RNA of Sebastes umbrosus (honeycomb rockfish), 1758 nucleotides long. RefSeq lists its product as uncharacterized. The transcript is spliced from 2 exons. Lineage: Eukaryota; Metazoa; Chordata; Actinopteri; Perciformes; Sebastidae. The coding region runs from base 134 to 1627 and encodes 497 amino acids. The record is from RefSeq and is a predicted model, not a curated record.
GAAUCCCAGAAUCCCAGAAUUGUAGAAGUUUAGUUGUACCUGAGUCACAUCUACUGAGACACUGAGAGACAAGCAGUGAAUUUCACUCCAAACUUCACCACAAGGCAUCGGAGAUAAUUGACCAUAACUCAACAUGGAAUCAUCAGGAACUUCCCAGACAGGAGCCAUGCCUGAGUUCAACGUCCGUCACGCUGUUUCCCAACUGAUCCUCUCCUUUUUUAAAGGGAUGACAGAGGAACAGUGGGGACUGUUGAAGUCAUGCAAACCCGAUGACAGCACCACAACCAUGAUGGCAGAGCUGCUGUUGGAAAUCAUAGCGGCCAUGACGAAAGCCUUCUUGAUUGGUUUGGACACCGUCAACAGACAGUGGAUGGAGGACGGUGCCAAAAUCGAUCUGGGCGACGUGAUCUCUCAGGGUUUUGCCGAAGCUCUGGGCGUUGAUGACGCAGUUCAGUGUCCCAGCUCCAAAAUCUUGACACAGUUGAUCGCUCAAGAUGUUUCGGAGAGCGUCCAAAGUGCCCUCUCCAGUCCCGAGGGCAUAAUUCAGCGCCUCACUCCUCCCAGCAGACUCAACGACAUGAUUCUGCACGCCUGUAAAAUGUGCAAGGUGUUCAUCGGGAAGAUGAAGUCUGUGUUCUCACCUCGACCACGCAAACAGAGGACCACCUCCGAAGAAUCGGACACGGAACCAGAACCCUCAGACGCUGAUGACCGCUUUGCCAGAGCGUGCAUCCAUCGUAUCGUGGCACAAAUGAUGAACCGAUUCCACCGGGACUCUGAAGUUCACAGCAGGGAGUCAGCGAAGUCUCUUACGAAGAAGAUUAACCAUCUGUUAAAAGACAACCGUGAUCUUCUGGGACUUGUUGAUCCACACACGGACAUUCCCAGUGAUCGAGUCUUGGAGUUCACAAAGCUCUUGAGUGAUCUCCUCUACAGACACAUCGUAGAUGGGCCAGAGAUCCUCCCGGCUUCAAUCCAAGAGCCGGUAAAACAUGCUGGCAUGCUUGCUGACUUGCAGAGGAAGGUCUUCGGUUUCCUGUCACUGACCAGAUGGUGGCAGAUCUUUAAGGCCGGUGACCUCGCUGACAAGAUGAGAGACGUUAUACAGGGCACUGAGUCCCAACCUUUGGCAAUUCCUGCACAGCCUGGCCCAGUAUGUGUGAUGAAGAGUCGUGAUGACUCUCCACGUGCAGCGAGGAAAGAAAAAAACAGAAUCUGCGUUGAGACGUUCUUGGAGACGCUGGUUAUGAGGAUCUUCAAGAAGGCAAAAGUUACCUGGACCAUUUCAAACGUCCAGGACAUCAUCCAGCGCCUUCUUGAGAGAACGUUGGCCGAAGUCGAGGGUGUAGACUUUGAAUGCGGCCCAGAAACAUUCGGAGACCUCGAAAAGACCAUUUGCCGGGACCUUUGUAAGAAGUGGGGCAAUGCAGCAUGGCUGCUGGUGUCCUUGAAAUCGGACAAACCAGCACUUGGAGACUGUAUUGCCUCCUCUGUCAAAGAUCACCUGAUGGCACCACGGAGAGAGAGGUCCUUCAUGCGCAGGUUCUUUCCUUCCCUGCUCACCGCCAUGACGAUGGGGGAGGGGUUGGUUUUAUUUAGUUCUGCUGAUUCAGGGAAUUUUGUAUGAAGCACAAUAAAAAGUACAAAGAAAAGUGUGUUGUUUUGCAACAGUAUUUUUUCUUAUGAAAACUACUUGCAUCAGCCUUAACGGCCUCACUGUGUGGAAGUGACUGGGAUCAUUCUUUUAUGUGUAAGGCA